This is a messenger RNA of Exophiala bonariae, 1011 nucleotides long. RefSeq lists its product as uncharacterized. Gene Ontology annotation, molecular function: ketoreductase activity. The transcript has a single exon. NCBI's taxonomy places the organism in Eukaryota, Fungi, Ascomycota, Eurotiomycetes, Chaetothyriales, Herpotrichiellaceae. Bases 1 to 1011 code for a protein of 336 amino acids. Gene Ontology annotation, biological process: fatty acid elongation. The record is from RefSeq and is a predicted model, not a curated record. Gene Ontology annotation, cellular component: endoplasmic reticulum.
AUGACACUUGAUCUUGGGCCACUUGGCCAGCAAUCCAUACCGUCCGCGAUCCUCUUAGGAAUUGGUGCCCUCACAGCCGUGUCCGUUUCAUGGACAAUCCUUCGGGUCAUCCUCAGUACAUUCGUGCUACCUGGCCAAUCACUCUCCAAAUUCGGUGCCAAAGGAACAUGGGCCGUAGUUACAGGAGCCAGUGAUGGAAUUGGGAAAGAGUUUGCAUCUCAACUGGCAAAAAAGGGUUACAAUGUGAUUUUGGUAUCACGCACAGCGUCCAAGUUGGAUGCACUGAAGACUCAAAUCAAAUCCGCCUCGCCUAACGUUUCGGUCGAAACGUUGGCUAUGGAUUUCUCUCAGAAUCGAGACUCCGAUUAUGCCGCUUUAGCUUCUCUUGUACAGGGCAAACAAGUCUCCAUCCUGAUCAAUUCUGUCGGACAGAGCCACUCAAUCCCAGUGGAAUUUGCUGAAACACCAGUGAACGAGCUUACCAAUAUCAUCAACAUUAAUUGCUUGGGAACGCUCAGAGCUACACAGACAAUCCUCCCAAGCAUCCUACCGCAGAAGAGAGGCCUCAUCUUGACCAUGGGAUCUUUUGGUGGAUUGGCCCCCACUCCCCUCUUGGCUACUUAUUCCGGCUCCAAGGCUUUCCUUCAGCAGUGGUCCAAUGCUUUGGCCUCAGAGCUUUCAUCAAAGGGUGUGGAUGUCUACUUCGUUCACUCCUAUCUUGUAACCUCUGCCAUGUCGAAGAUCAGGCGUGCCAAUUGGCAGGUGCCUACGGAGAAAGCCUUUGUCAGAUCCACUUUGGGCAAGAUUGGUCGACGAGGUGGAAGUAUUGGAUUCACCCACAGCGGCAGUCCAUAUUGGAGUCAUGCUCUUAUCGCCUCGCUUAUGACGGGUCUAUUAGGUCCUUUCAGCAGCAUCCUAUUGUCAAUUAACAAGAAAAUGCAUAUUGACAUCAGAAAGCGGGCUUUGAGAAAAGCAGAGCGUGAAAAGGCUCAGGGCAAGAAGGCUGCUUGA